Messenger RNA from Carica papaya (papaya), 643 nucleotides. RefSeq lists its product as uncharacterized. The record is from RefSeq and is a predicted model, not a curated record. Lineage: Eukaryota; Viridiplantae; Streptophyta; Magnoliopsida; Brassicales; Caricaceae.
CAUAUAUAUCUAUAUACCCAUUUUCCACCUUUAUUUUUUCUCUCCAAGAACAAAACACAGCCAUCCAUAUCCUCUUCCACAAACAACCAAAAUCUCUCUCCUUCCUUCUUUCAGUUUUUGAUCCCAUCAUGACUUCUAUGCUAAGUUCACAUGGCCUGGUAUUAGCCACAGCCAUGGUUGUUUCCAGCUCUGUUCUCCUUCUUGCUUUUUCUAAACAGUUCUCCACCCCCCUUCAACUUCCAACCCAAUCCCUCCGUUCUUGUUUGACUUCUGGGGAGAGGAAGAAGAAGAAGAACAAGGAGAUGAAGAAGAAGAAGAAAAGAGUCCAGUUUGCAGAGACCGUGAAGGAUACAAAAGGAAACGGGAAAGAAUACAGGAAAAACCAUCAUAAGAAAACGGAGAAGACGACGAGGGAAGUAGAGAAAAUUUGCAGAAGUGAUGAAAUGCCUGCUAAUCGGAUUGCUCUCUAUAAUGGAAUUCUACGAGACAGACUUCACAGGAUUGAAUGUUCAUAUUGAUCUCUCUGGUUUCUUCUUCUUUUUUCCUUUUUUUUUUUUAUUUUGUAAAAUUAUCAUCUUGUGAAGUGUAAAUUACGCAACCCUGUUUAUCCAAUGAACAAUCGGGUGUAGAGAUUCUAAUUCUA